AAUCUUCCCCAAUUCCAUUUCCAGUGGUGAACUUAUAUUACUCUCAUACUCUGUAUAUAUGGUUGUUGAUUGGCAGCCCCCAAUUCCAAGUCAACCAAUAAUAAAACGCCACAUAGAUAACACCAAAGUUGAAAUAGUCGGCUUUUGAAAGUUUUAAGUUUUUCUCCCUAUAAACCUACGACAAUUCCAUAAACGCAUAAUACACAAGACAAAUAAACCAUAUACAUCUUAGAAAAAUUCUCUUUAAUCGCAUAAAUCGAUCAUCGGAGAUGUCGAAAUACGAUGAACCGGCGGUCGGGAUCCCAUACAAUCCGGCGUACUCUCAGGCUCCGAUGCCCCAACAACAAAUCCCUUACAAUCCGGCGUACCAGGCUCCGAUGAUGCCGCAACAGCAAUACUAUGUUGGUGAAAACCCUUAUCAAGCAGGAAUGGUUCCACCAAAUGCAAUAUAUGGAGAUCCUAAAGGAAUUCCGAUACAACAAACUAUUUACAGAGAUACACCUGCUCCGUUCAAUUGCCUUCAUUGCGGUACUACUGGCCUCACCAACAUCAAAUCAAAGAUUAGUCCUGCAGCUUUUGUUGGUUGCAUGAUGCCAUUUAUGCUUGGUGUUUGCUUUCUCUGUCCAUCAAUGGAUUGCCUCUGGCACAAGUAUCAUUAUUGUCCAAGCUGCAAUCAGAAGGUUGCCGAUUUUGAGAAAUCUGAUUUUUGUUUGGUUAUGGACCCUCCAAACUGGGAAGAAAAAAGUUUCGCCUUACCUGCAUGAGGGCAUGAUCCUGGAUUUGCCUUGUGCAACUCCUAAUCGUAUUGUUGUGUAUAUGUACUUAUUUCUUGUUUGCUCAAGACUCGAGAGCAUGGAUGAACUAAAAUGCCGUUGGUUUGUUUGCUUAUGUUACAUCUUAUACAGUAGAUGUUAUGUUCUA
Capsicum annuum is the source of this 921-nucleotide messenger RNA. RefSeq names its product GSH-induced LITAF domain protein. Gene Ontology annotation, molecular function: zinc ion binding. The transcript has 3 exons. Bases 270 to 764 code for a protein of 164 amino acids. Lineage: Eukaryota; Viridiplantae; Streptophyta; Magnoliopsida; Solanales; Solanaceae. The record is from RefSeq and is a predicted model, not a curated record.